Messenger RNA from Alligator mississippiensis (American alligator), 5711 nucleotides. RefSeq names its product NEDD4 E3 ubiquitin protein ligase (gene NEDD4). Bases 58 to 4002 code for a protein of 1314 amino acids. Gene Ontology annotation, biological process: ubiquitin-dependent protein catabolic process; neuromuscular junction development; receptor catabolic process. Gene Ontology annotation, molecular function: protein binding; sodium channel inhibitor activity; ubiquitin protein ligase activity. The record is from RefSeq and is a predicted model, not a curated record. The transcript has 25 exons. Lineage: Eukaryota; Metazoa; Chordata; Crocodylia; Alligatoridae.
UUCUGCAGAAGGAGCUUUAUGGUUUUCAUUUGCUAACAUGUGUAGAAAUGAGUACAGAUGGCACGAAGGUUAAGAUUGCAUUUUGCAGCCCGAAGAAGCAACACCGAUCCACUGUCAGAAACCUCUGAAGAUGACUUGGAUAAUAAUAUUUAUAUGCAUUUCAAAAGAUCUUCACAGAAUUCUGCAUCUAAUGUCAUAGAAAUGAAACUGACUCCCAGGCAAGCAGUCUUUCCACCUGUAAUGCAAGAAAUAAUUAAUCAACAGCAAAGCGCAAGUGGUUCUUCGCUGCAAAAAAACAACAAAAAGAGCACUUCACUUCAGAUUUCCCUGCAGUCUAGAAAGUACAGUGGAUGUCUUCAGUCUGGUGAUACAGUGGCUACUAAUGAGGAUUCAUCAUUCACUGGUGUCGGCAAUGAAGGAAACUGUUCUGGGAGAAAUAUUGCUGAUUAUCCAUCUAACAUGAUAAAUACUACCAGCCACUUGAGCAGCACUACCAUGUUGAAUGGCAGUCUUGGCAGUAUUGCAGCCAGUGACAAUGGAUCCUUCAGUAGUGCUGGCAGUGACUAUGGAUCAUGCACAAGUACCACAAGUGAUGGAGGUUCACACUGCAACAGUGUCCUUAGUGACAAUAGUAGUUGCGCUCUUUCCACAGGUGAUGGUAUUUUUUAUAAUAGCAUUGUGUAUGAUAACUCUUCGUAUAGAAGAACUACAAACAAAUAUAAUUCCUAUAGGAAAGAUGCAUCUCAGGAAUGUUUGUGUCGAAGUAAUACUAUUUUUGACCAAGAUGGUUUGGAGCAAAUGAAAUUGUCAGCAAGGAGGAAAACUAAAGUUCCACUAAGACGUUGUUCAUCAUUGGUAAUUUUCCCUCGAAGCCCUUCCAGUACUCCACCAAUGUCUCCAACAAGCUCAGGUCCUCCACCACAGAGUGUGGCAUAUCAGACCUCACAUAAACUAGUUAUUUCUCCAAGUGACCUAGCACAACAUGAAAAUCAAACUGGUAAUAAGGAGUUUCUUUCAACAGCAGUCAAUGGACUUCGACUCUCUAAAUCUGCUUUUUCUCCUGGUGAGGUUAGAGAGAUUAGACCACUUUACUUGAAUACUUCAUUACAGGCCAAAAGUCAAGCCACAGAUAGUUCUGAGCAGGCAACUUGUGAAGAAACAUCUGAUGGCUUCUCUUGUAUUUCAGUUCACCUUACUCAAAAAGUAUCUACAUCAAGGGAUGAAAUGGUUAAUAGUUGUGGCAGUCCAGAAUCAAAUCUGAACUCUAGUGCAGAGUGCCCUCAUUUAAAACUGACACAUAGCACAUCUGCGUGUUUACCCUCAAAAAGCCAUUCAGAAUAUCGGAUUAAUGAAAACGAACUAAAAAGACCUAAUAUUCAAAUGAACAAAACCCACCAUUUUCUGCAAAGAAGCAUGUCCUUAGAAGGUUCUUGCCAGAAAGUUUCUUGCUAUUUAUCUAGCCUUAAAUACAAGUGUCCUAAGGCAGGGGCAUCUCACUUGCACAUACAGUUUCGACCUGGGAAUGAAGGAAAAACUAAUGGCUUUAAAAAAAGAAAUGGAAUUUCCAAAAGGGAAAUGUGUAACAGGACUUUGUGGAAGCCCCUCAAGACCAGAGAUGACUUCCUAGGCCAAGUGGAUGUUCCUCUUUAUCAGUUACCGACAGAAAAUCCAAGUAUGGAGAGACCAUACACAUUUAAGGAUUUUGUUCUUCAUCCAAGAAGUCACAAAUCAAAAGUUAAAGGUCAUCUUAGAUUAAAAAUGACUUACUUACCUAAAAAUAAUGGAUCUGAAGAAGAAAAUACAGAACAGGCAGAGGAAUUAGAGCCUGGCUGGAUUAUAUUGGACCAACCAGAUGCUGCUUGUCAGCUGCAACACCAGCAACAAGAAAUUCCUCCUCUACCUCCAGGCUGGGAAGAAAGGCAAGAUAUACUUGGCAGGACAUAUUAUGUCAACCAUGAAUUCAGAAGGACACAAUGGAAGAGACCAACUGCUCAGGACAGUACGGCUGAUGCAGAUCAUGGGAGCUUUCAGUUGGAAGCACAGCAUGCAUUUACUCAUCGGCAUCAAAUAUCAGAAGAUUCUGAAAAUCUAGACAACAGGGAUUCUCCUGAGAGCUGGGAAAUCAUAACUGAAGAUGAGGCAACUAUGUAUAGCAAUCAGAGUCUACAAAUGCCUCUGUCACAGUGUAAUUCUGAUGUACAGACUCAGCUUGCAGAAGAAUUGAAUACCAGACUUACUACCUCCGGGAGUUCAGCCAGUGGCCAACCAGCUUUUUACACUAAUCAUUCCAGCAGAAGAAGUAGUCUGCAGACAUACAGGGUUGAGGAACAGCCUGCACUUCCUGUGUUAUUGCCUACUUCAUCUGGAUUGCCUCCAGGUUGGGAAGAAAGACAAGAUGAAAAAGGACGUUCAUAUUACAUAGAUCACAAUUCCAGAACUACUACCUGGAUAAAGCCUGUUGUGCAGACUACAAUAGACACGGGCCAUCUAUCAACUGUCCAGAGUACUUCUACAGGACAGCAGCCACCAUCAAGUGAUUCAUCACAACCUGAAACAGAGCAAGGAUUACUCCCUAAAGGCUGGGAAGUCCGACAUGCACCAAAUGGGAGACCAUUCUUUAUUGAUCACAAUACCAAAACUACUACAUGGGAAGAUCCAAGAUUGAAAAUUCCAGCUCAUCUAAGGAGAAAGACCUCUCUAGAUCCCACAGAUCUAGGUCCCUUGCCACCAGGAUGGGAAGAGAGAACUCAUACAGAUGGAAGAAUAUUCUACAUAAACCACAACACAAAGAAGACACAAUGGGAAGAUCCACGACUACAGACUGCAGCAAUUACUGGACCAGCUGUGCCUUACUCCAGGGAUUACAAAAGAAAAUAUGAAUUCUUCAGAAAAAAGUUGAAGAAGCAGAGUGAUAUUCCAAAUAGAUUUGAAAUGAAAGUUCAUCGCACAACAAUCCUUGAAGAUUCUUAUAGAAGAAUUAUAGCUGUAAAAAGAGCAGAAUUCCUUAAAGCAAAACUCUGGAUCGAGUUUGAUGGUGAAAAAGGAUUAGAUUAUGGAGGAGUGGCAAGGGAAUGGUUCUUUCUUCUCUCUAAAGAAAUGUUUAAUCCCUAUUAUGGAUUGUUUGAAUAUUCUGCUACGGAUAACUAUACGCUGCAGAUCAAUCCAAAUUCUGGCUUGUGCAAUGAAGAUCAUCUCUCUUACUUCAAAUUUAUAGGUCGUGUAGCUGGAAUGGCUGUUUACCAUGGCAAGCUUUUGGAUGCCUUUUUUAUUCGGCCUUUUUACAAGAUGAUGCUUCAAAAACCAAUAACGCUUCAUGACAUGGAAUCUGUGGACAGUGAAUAUUACAAUUCUCUGAAAUGGAUUCUUGAAAAUGACCCAGCAGAAUUGGACCUCAGGUUUAUGGUUGAUGAAGAACUAUUUGGACAGACACAUCAACAUGAUUUGAAAAGUGGCGGAUCAGAAAUAGUAGUUACCAACAAGAACAAGCGAGACUAUAUUCACCUUGUAAUUCAGUGGAGGUUUGUGAGCAGAGUCCAGAAACAAAUGGCUGCCUUUAAGGAGGGAUUUUUUGAACUAAUACCACAAGACCUAAUCAAAAUUUUUGAUGAAAAUGAAUUAGAGUUAUUAAUGUGUGGACUAGGAGAUGUGGAUGUGGCUGACUGGAAACUACAUACAAAAUACAAAAAUGGCUACAGCAUAAAUCACCAAGUUAUACAGUGGUUUUGGAAGGCAGUGUUGAUGAUGGAUUCCGAAAAGCGAAUACGAUUACUUCAGUUUGUCACUGGCACAUCCCGUGUACCUAUGAAUGGAUUUGCUGAAUUAUAUGGUUCAAAUGGACCACAGUUGUUUACAAUCGAACAGUGGGGCACCCCUGAAAAACUGCCAAGAGCUCAUACUUGCUUUAAUCGCUUGGAUUUGCCUCCAUAUGACUCAUUUGAAGAUUUAUGGGAAAAACUCCUCUUAGCAAUUGAAAAUACUCAGGGUUUUGAUGGAGUUGAUUAGGCCACAAAUAGAAAUAGUGUAUGUUUGAAUUAACUUUCUGACAUUUCUUUCUAAGGGUUUACAAACAAAAUUAAGAUAAAAGGGAGCUACUGUUGUAUUCAGUUAUUUGGCUAUUGAACUUUCAAACUAUCAUUUAUCAAAUUCGUGUUGAAAAAAUUCCCUAUUUUUAAAGCACAUUUUGCUACUUCCAUAGUUCUAUAAAACUUGUUAGUGGCUACAGUAUGUACUUUGGAUAAGCUAAUACCACCUCAAGCUCAGUUAAAUAUAUUUUUCAGCAGUUGGCCUUUCUACAGUAUUCACCAGAUUGUCCUACAGUAAACUACUGAAGUGAAACUGUGAAGAAAAAGUAUAAAUUUAAAACUUGCUGAUCUAAGAGCAGUAAUUGAAGGGGUUAAAUGGUAUAAGGAGUAUUUAGUGUAUUGCAAUAUAUUCUGUGCUGCUUCAGGCUGUUUAUUACAGAUCUGCCCAAAGCACCUUACUAUUCAGCAUACUGGGUAAAACAGUGGGAAGUGGUUGUGUUUCCUACUUGCUGUCAGCUUGCAGAAUGUUGACUUGCUCAUUAUAAAGUUUAUUUUUUAUCUUUCUAACUUGGUUUUAUUGAAAUACAGUUUGACAAAACCAGGAAUUUUAUGAGAGACACAAGCAGCAUGUUUCUGAAUAGUUGUAAGAAAUUAUAAUCUUUGAUUUUUUUUUUAUAUAUAUAUAUAUAUAUAUAAUGGCAUUGGUUUCCUGGGUGUCUGUCGCAUUUUUGAUAAACAUAUAGUUUAACAAUUAUAUUUUCAGUUAAGACUUUUGCAGCAAAGUAAAUCUUAAAUCAGAAUUUGUAUGAAUGCCACAGAGUAUUAGUUAAUUUGGUAUUUAGAUGCCUUUAUUAUUCAUUCUCGCAGUAUUGCACAACAGAAUAAUAACAUGUUUACAGGGUUGUAUGGGCCAAAUUCAGCAAUCUGAUAUGUGCAGACUUCUCUGACAUCAUUGGAAGUUGUGCACAUGUAUCCAGGGCCGAAUUUGGCCCUAUAAUAUGUUUACAGAUUAUGCUAGUUCCUAUAGCUGCAUUUUUAUAUUUUUUAUUUCUUUCCUGUUAGUCUAGAAACCAAAUUUGUUAAUGUAUAACCAAAGUCAUAGCCAACAACGUGCAAUUUAUUGUAGAUCAGUUCUUCAUAAAUAUAAAGUGUGAUGUCUUUUGUAAAUGUGAUUAUUUUGUUAUCAAUGUUAGCCCUGGUUAUUUUGAUUAAGUGCUGGUUAAAAUGAAUUUCAAACUCUAUUCUGAAAAAUAUAGAAGUCUACACACCCUGACUUCCUUUCCUUUUGAACAACUUAUUACCAAGGAGGAAAUUAGAGGAAAUUAUGGUAUAUAGCUUUUGCCCAGCAAAUUUCUAUUUAGGUAGUUUUUAUAAAUAUGCAAAAACAAAGCGUAGCACAUCUCUGUAAAGACAUGUAAAUUGUGUAACAAAUAUAAUGGGUCUUAAUGGAUAUUUAAAAUCCUACUUUGUUUUAUUCUUUGAAUAGGUCUUUAAUGCUGAGAGCAUUACAUGUAAAUAAAGGUAACUUAUACAAAAUCUGAAUCUACGUACAUCUUUGUAAAACUUGGAAUGAUACAACAGUAAAUCUGUAUAGAUUUAAAUGUAGCAUUAUUUGUUGCGUAUUUUAUGAAAUAUUCACAUCUUGAAGCAUUAAAAUAAUUGUUCUAAUAAAGAUAGUGGUGCAUUUAA